This is a messenger RNA of Histoplasma mississippiense, 4311 nucleotides long. RefSeq lists its product with no specific name. The record is from RefSeq and is a predicted model, not a curated record. Gene Ontology annotation, molecular function: protein binding. Lineage: Eukaryota; Fungi; Ascomycota; Eurotiomycetes; Onygenales; Ajellomycetaceae. The transcript is spliced from 11 exons. The coding region runs from base 1 to 4311 and encodes 1436 amino acids.
AUGCCUCUCCGAGCUCGGUUUAAGCGCCUCUGGGGGAAACACCGGCCCAGGACCAGCAAAAAUGCUACAACAACUGUGAAUGCAAAUCCGACCUCAGAAUCGCUUUUCCCAAAGUUGGGCCCAGACGACUCGGCAAUCUUCGUUGCCGCGUCCACCAGGGUGCUCACAAGCUCAGAGAGUUUGAAAGAAACUAGAUCCCUGGAUCCCGGGCCUACACUAGAAACAGUCCACACGCAGAAUGAUACCCCUAGGUCCAGCCAGGACCUGAAAUUGAGCAGCCUCUGGGAUGAAGCAUAUGACGAGCUUCGAAAAGAAAAUGCAAAGCUUGUAGAUGCCUAUGAGCAAGACUUGUUUUCCAUUCAGAACUUGGGACAGCAAGCCCCUAAAGGCGAGGAUAGGGAGAUCCAGCUUCAGAAGCUACUAAAUUCGAAGCUUCAGAACAUUGAGAACUCGCAAAUGAAAAUUUCCAUACAUGGAAAAGACGUUGUUAUCAGAGAUCAGGCUAGGAAGGUCGUACAUUCCAUCCUUUCAGUGAAAGAUUACAUCGGAUCUAUAGCCUUUGCAGAGCCACAUGCGGCCCUAGCUUGGGCAGGAAUUUUAAUUAUUCUCCCAGUUAUUACAAAUCCAAUCACACAAGCUGAAUACGGCACUGAAGGUCUUGAAUAUAUAUCAGAACUUCUGGUUCGGUGUAAGGUAACGGAGGACACCUAUCGUGAGAACCUUGCAUGUGUGCUUGCAACUUCAAGCCCAAGCAUACCAGCAUACCUGGUGGAAUUAAAUGUCUCCUUCAGAGCUAAGACUAUCAGCAUUUACUCACAGAUACUAAAGUAUCAAAUAAGCCUCUCCCAGCAAUGUUCUCGUUCGGGACUAUUUUGCUUCUUGAGAGACUAUGUAAUUGCUGAUGAUUGGCAGGGCAUGCUGGAAAGCAUAAAAGGCACUGAGGAAGACAUCAGCAGAGUUUUGGAUUCAUUUGAUAGCAGAACUUUAAGAAAGAUAGACGAGCAAGUUUCUGUUCUUCGAAGCAACGCGGAUAAAUCCUUGGGUCUCUUGUUAGAGACUAAAGCCGGCGUUGAGGUGCAAUUGCUUGGAAAGCUCUAUCGUGCGGAAUCCCUGGAAGGUACCCGCAUUGAUAUCCUCCGCGAAAUUCAGCACUGGGGAGACGGGCAUCGUGAGGAAUGCAUGUUUUGGAUUAAAGGACUAGCCGGGACUGGCAAAUCUACCCUCGCUCGCACUAUCGCCCAUCACUUCAACGAGAAGGGGAGACUUGGGGCAAGCUUUUUCUUCUCGAGGGGCAAGAAAGAUCUGGGGGAUGCCACUGCUAUUUUGACAACUAUUGCUGUCCAGCUAGCUGAGGCGUUACCUGAUUCGAAAAAUGACAUCUGCGAUGUUAUAGAGAAGCAUGGCGAUAUUGGCCAGCAGCCAUUAUAUAACCAGUGGCGGCAACUUAUAUUCCAGCCUCUUCUUAGGUUAGAUAGAAAGCUGUUGUUGCCCAUUGUUCUGGUUUUCGUUCUCGACGCGCUUGAUGAGUGCGAGGGUGAUGAGCACCUUGGUGAAAUCCUGCGCCUCCUAACCGAACUGAAAUCGCUCAAGAUCAUGCAGGUUAAAGUGCUCCUAACUAGCAGGCCAGAACGAUCAAUUUAUGCUAGUUUCCGCGAACUUCCCGACAUCGUCCAUCAUGACCUAACUCUUCAUUCAGUUCCCAAAGUCGUCAUUGAUGGUGAUAUCUCGAUUUUUCUGAGAUACGAGCUGGGAAAAAUUCAAAAUAAACGACGUAUCGACACUAGCUGGCCUGGAGAUGAAAGCAUCCAAACCCUCGUUCAGCGGGCAGACCGCCUUUUCAUUUAUGCAGCGACGGUGUGCCGGUUUAUCGGCGAGUCUCGUUUUCCAGAAAAGCGCAUGAGCGAAAUCCUCCAGACCGAGUCUAUGAGUCGGUCGUCUACCAGCGAGCUUGACAAAAUGUACUCAGAGAUUUUAAAACACGUUCUCGAUGAAGGCAGCGAUGAAGACAAAGAAGAUAUGGCAGGUCUGUACAAGCAGAUUGUUGGAUCUAUCAUCGUCCUCUUCGAGGCCCUUCCAAAAUCUGCUCUAACUUCGACGCUUGAACUUCCAUCAACGGAUAUUACGGAAAUACUCGAAGCCCUUCACUCUGUAUUAGAUAUCCCCGAUGACGAAAACAUGCCGAUCCAACUGUUCCAUCUUUCUUUUCGUGACUUUCUCUUCAGUGAAGAAAGAUGCGCCAACCCCACAUUCACAAUCAAAGAGGAGGCUGCACAUGGCGGCUUGUGGAAACACACCUUCCUCAAGAUCUCCAGUAUGCCUGGCGCUAGAAACGCUGCUGCUAUCGAAGAUAUAUUCUUUUCGCCCGAUGGCGAUUUUCUUAUUUCAUCGGGCGGUAACUUAAUUAACGCGUGGGAUACAACGACUGGGGCCUUUCGAUAUGCCAUUCCAGAUAUUUCGCAAAGUAAAUUCGCACUUAAACGGCAAGAGGUACUGUCACCCGAUGGCCAAUUCCUCGCUUGCACGUCUAACUUCGACGAUAAGAUCAGACUAUGGGAUUUAAAGAGAGUUGCUAUUCACUCCACUCUUGAAGGCCAUGUAGACUCUGUUAGUUCGAUUGCGUUUUCACCCGAUGGCGAGUAUAUCGUGUCAGCAUCCUUGGAUAAAAGUAUACGGCUAUGGGAGGUAAAAAAGGGCCGAUCUAAAAUCCUUUUCGGUGGGAAAUCCGAUUUACUACUUGAAAAAACCCAAUCUCUCUCCUUUGAAACCCCUACCAAUGGAACAAUGUUCUCUCCAAACGGUGAAUUCAUUGCUGGCUACAUACAUGGCCUCGGCCACGAUCAAGUCCAGCUUUGGGAUGCGAAAACAAACUGUUUAGUUGGGGCUCUUCCUCAUCCACGCUUUAUUUUGACUCUGGCAUUCUCAUAUGAUGGAAAAUUUAUUGCAUCCGCCUGUUCGGACGGUACAGUGAGGAUAUGGGAUCCGCGAACGGCGACGCUCUGCGGAAUUCUUACACAAGUCAAAUCAGGCUACGCAGAUUGUAUUUCGCCGUUUGCCUUUUCACCAGAUGGACAAUCAAUUGCGUGUAUAUCGCACGGAGCAGUCGAAAUAUGGGACCUGAAGUCGUUGUCUUUGUGUGGCACCAUCGAGAACGAUACAGAAGCGAUAACAUGUAUAACUUUUUCUCCGGACAGCAGGCUGCUUGCGGCAGCCUCCGGACGAUUUUUGAAGUUUUGGGAUCGUCAAACUAAAAGUUUACGCGGAAUGCUUGCUGGGCACACAUCGAAAAUAACCACCUUGAAGUUUUCACCCAACGGUCAGUUUGUUGCUUCCGGCUCCCUCGACAAUAGUGUGAGACUCUGGGACACGAUGGGUCUUGGCAUCCCUAGUAGAAUUAUCCAGACUCACAUUUCUAAGAUAAAAUUUACGGGGAGUGGACACUAUGUCGUUUCAUAUUUGAGUGACGAAACAACUGAAUUGCGGGAUCCAUCAACAGGUGUCCCGAUGUUCACAAUUCCCGAUUUCUUGCAAUUUUCUGAUAAAGUGGAUUUCUCGCCUGUAAAUAACCUUCUCGCUUACACAGAUGACGAUACGGUAAAUCUCUGGAAUAUGGCGACCAGAAAGUUCUAUGGCAGCCUAACAAUUACGGAUAGGGUGGUUAAAGAUGGGAACGACCUGGCGGUAUCAUAUCAAAACCAUGCCAUCGUUAUUUGUGACUUAACGAUAAAAAAGCGGCGGUACGUUCUAAAGGGGCAUGCAGACGACGUUUACAAGCUUGAAUAUUCCUCCGACGGCCACUUGCUAGUCUCUGCUUCAAGGGAUGAUUCAUUACGGCUUUGGGAUCCAGCAACCGGCGAGUUGAUCGGCCUCCUUGGACGGCGAAAAGGUAGGAUUUGGGACAUGGCAGUUUCCUCUGAUGCAAAAGCCAUCAUCUGCAUUUCAGGCCAUUUCGUUACAUUUUGGGACACAACCACGAAACUAAUAAAAAUGGAAUUGGACCUUAAGGAUAAACAGGUGGGAGACGGUGUCGGAUCACCAAUUCCACUACCUUCGUUAUUUGAAUAUCUUGAUAUGCUUCCUUUGUCUGCAUUCGAUUGGAAGGAGGACAAUUUGGUCAUCCGGGCUGAUCCCCUUUGCGUGAAAAAGCCGUGGGUGGCCUAUCAGCUACAGGCCGUUCUCUGGCUUCCUGGGGGGUAUCGUCCCAUACGCGGCAACUCUACGAGCAUACACGGCAAUACAAUUGCCCUGACGGGUCAAUCCAACUCACUGAUGCUUAUCAAACUCGAUUUAAAGUCAAUCCCAUCAAAAUAUUGA